AUGCAGUCACCCUACCAUCCAUCCAUGCAGUCACCCUACCAUCCAUCCAUGCAGCCAUCCUACCAUCCACUCGUGCAUCCACCCUUACAUCCAUCCAUACAGCAACCCUACCAUCCAUCCAUGCAGCCACCCUACCAUCCACUCUCACCCUACCAUUCAUCCAUGCAUCCACCCUUACAUCCAUCCAUGCAGUCACGCUACCAUCCAUCCAUGCAGCCACCCUACCAUCCAUACAUGCAGCCACCAUACCAUCCUUCUGUGCAGUCCUCCUGCAAUCUAUCCGUGCAGCCCACCUACCAUACAUUCAUGCAGCCACCCUACCAUCCACUCGUGCAGCUACCCUUCCAUCUAUCCAUGCAGCCACCAUACAAUCCGUCCGUGCAGCUCUCUUACCAUCCAUCCGUGCAGCCCUCCUACCAACCAUCCGUGCAGCUCUCUUACCAUCCAUCCAUGCAACCAUCCUUCCAACCAUCCGUGCAGUUCUCUUACCAUCCACUCGUGCAACCCUCCUAUCAUCCAUCCAAGCAGCCCUACUACCAUCCUUUUGUGCAGCAACCCUUCCAUACAUCUAUGCAGCCCAUGAACCAUCAAUUCAUGAAGCUUCCCUACCAUGCAUCCAUGCAGCCCACCAUACCGUUCAUCCAUGCAGCCGCCCUUCAAACCAUCCAUGCAGCCCUUCUAACAUCCAUCCCUGUAGCCUUCCUACAAUCCAUCCAUUCAUCACCUUACCAUUCAUCAAUGCAGCCCUCCUACCAUCCAUCCAUGCAGCCCUCUCUACCAUCCAUCCAUGCAGCCAUCCUAACAGCCAUUCAUGCGGCCGAUCUUUGA
Molecule: messenger RNA, 828 nt
Organism: Dreissena polymorpha
Lineage: Eukaryota; Metazoa; Mollusca; Bivalvia; Myida; Dreissenidae
Exons: 2
Coding region: 1-828 (275 amino acids)
Source: RefSeq, a predicted model, not a curated record